ACACACACAAGAGCUGCUGCUCAGUGCGAGGAGGCUGCUGAUGUGGCUACAUUGUGGGGGAGGCAGCACGGAGGGGAGGAGGGUUCCGCACUGACAACACAGAGAAGACCAGGAGGAAUGGAAUGCCUCACGGGAACACCGAGUGUUGGAAUGGACCGUGAAAAGAAGACCACAGAGUAGCGGAGGAAGCCAAGGUGUUGGUUAUUGACACCGACCGCCCGGUUCCCUAGCGCUGCCGUCACAGUGAGUCCCAGAGGGGACAAGGAGAGAGAUGUAUGCCUUCUACUCCCUGCUCGUCUACAUCUUCUAUACUGUCUUCAAGAAGGAGGAGGAGGAGGUCCUGGAAGCUGCGAAGCAUGGAGCUGCCUCAGCGGAGCCAGGCCGUGUUUCCAUGGAAACAAAAAGAAAGAACAAUGGCCACACCCCCAGGAUGAAGAGAAAGGGAAGGCUCAGCAGGCUGAGCGACUCUAGCAGUAGCAGUGACAGUGACAGCCUGUCCAUGAGUGAUGAAGAAGGUGACUGUGAUGGUGGUGGAGGACGUCAGGUUCCAGAUAUCCCAGCGUGCACUCCUCUGGGUGCAUUCCUGUCCUUUAAACAGGAGAACGAGAAGAGGAGGGAGGCCCAGGUACAGCUGGAGACAGCAGGAAAGUUGACGCCAGAGCCUCCCUUGGUGGCCGUGAUGUCCCACUUGCUGACUUUUCUGGAGCAGUACUCCCACCUCCAGCAGCUGCAGCAGCAGGCGGACCGGUACCGGGUCCAGCUGAAGAGGCACCGGGCCCAGCACCGACGCCAGAUGAAGGCCCUAAGGGCAUCGUACCGGCAGCGGCUCCGGGACAAGAACAGUGUCAUUGACAGCCUAGAGGAGGCAAUCAGCACUCAACAACACAGCCCGGGGAGCGAUGGUGUGUGUGGUGUUGAUGGCCCCGGGUCCGGAGCUGGGCUUCACAGGUUGGUAGAGUCUCUGUAUGGCCUACAGGGAGAGAAGAGCCAACUCAGAGGAGAACUACGACUCCUCCACACACAACUGGAGCAGAGGGAACUGGACCGGAACUCACGAACACAGGCCUUUCAGCAGCAGAUCGAUGAGCUGAAGAGCUGCAUCGAGGAGCGUGAGGAGGAGUUGUCCAGACUAAGAACUGACUCUGGAGCUACAGACUCUGAGAAGCGGGUUGUAUGCCUCUCAGCGGAGAACGACAGUCUGAAACAGAGUCUGACCGUCACCCAGGGCCUCUUGCAGCAGUUAUCUGUCAUCCCCUCCCAGUCCAGCUCGGUGCUCAUCAAGGAGAAUGAGAACCUACGCAGUCGGGUACAGCAGCUGGAGAUGUCCCUUCAGCAGCGGGCAGAUCAGCUGUCCCGCCUGGAGCGUCAGAGUGAGCAAAGUGAGUGGAGGAAAGGAGAGGAGCUGAGGAGAAGAGAGGAGAGAGUGACGGAAUUACAGCUGGAGCUGGAGAAAGAGAGGGGCAAAGAGCCACACGUCAAGAUUGUCACUCAGACUGUGGAGGUGGAGUCACCAUCAACAUUAAGGCAGUUGGCUGAGGCCAGAGAGAGAAAUGAGCAGCUGUCUGAGAAACUGACCAGUCAGAAUGAGAAAUGCAGAAAUCUGGAGGAGCACAUCAGGAAGUCAGAUGAAUUUAGCUGUAAUCUGCAGCACAAGAUUGCAGCGUACGAGCGGGAGAUCAGUGUACUGCGUGAGGAGCUGCUGAAGGAGAUAGGCCACCUGGAGGAAAAGAAGGAGGAGGCCGUGAGGGCUGCUGCCAGCUGCUCCGUAGAACAUUUCCAGAGCCUGCAGGACCAGUUCUUUAAUCUGCAGAAACGUCUGACAGCUCUUCCAUCGACCCUGCGCUCCAUGAAGACAGAUUACGCAAGUCUGAGGAGUCAGGUCCGCAACUUCUCAGACUUCUACGGGGCAGCCAUUACUGAUGCCAAGAAACAGAUAUCGGCAGCUAUGAGUGAAAUGUCAGAGGCCAACAAGGAUCUUCUAGAGAAGUACAGGAAGGAGGUUGCACUGCGCAGAAAGUACCACGAGCAGCUAGUCGAACUCAAAGGCAACAUCCGUGUACUGUGCCGUGUAAAGCCAGUCCUGAAGGAGGACCAACACGAGGAGGGACAAUCAGUGGUGGUGACCACAGACCCCAACAACGAAUCAGCUCUCUCUGUGCUGAAAGGGAAGGGCCGCAGCCACAACUUUGAACUGGACCGAGUCUUCCAUCCUCAGGCCACUCAGGAAGAGGUGUUCCAGGAGAUUGAGCCCCUUGUGACCUCCUGCAUAGAUGGAUACCACGUCUGCAUCUUUGCCUAUGGACAGACUGGCUCUGGGAAGACCUACACCAUGGAGGGCAGCACAGAGGACCCAGGAAUCAACCAGCGUGCUCUGAAACAUCUGUUCAGUGAGAUAGAGGACAGGAAGGACAUGUGGACCUACGCUGUCAGCGUCAGCUCUGUGGAGAUCUACAACGAGGUGCUCAGGGACCUGCUGAGUAAGGACGGAGAGAAGCUGGACAUUAAGAUCAACCCAGAUGGGACAGGUCAGCUGCAUGUCCCUGGACUCAGGGUCAUCGAGGUCAAGAGCUUCCAGCACAUCAAGAAACUUCUGGCCCAGGCGCGUCGUAACAGGAUCACCUUUGGGACCCAGAUGAACCAGCACAGCUCUCGAUCCCACGCCCUUCUCAUGAUCACAGUCCUCGGUACAGACCUGGCCAGCGGUGCCAAAACCACAGGCAAGCUGAACCUGGUGGACCUGGCCGGCUCUGAGCGUGUGUGGAAGUCCGGUGCGGAGGGCGAGAGGCUAAAGGAGGCCCAGAACAUCAACCGCUCCCUGCUGGCUCUGGGAGACGUCAUCCAGGCCCUCAGGGGGAAGGAGAAACACAUUCCCUUCAGGAACAGUCGCCUCACGUACCUACUGCAGGACUCACUGGGCAAGGGUAACAAGACAGCCAUGGUGGUGCAGGUCUCAGCUCUUGAGAGCAACGUGGGAGAAACCAUGUGCUCUCUGAAGUUUGCUGAGAGGGUGUGUAAGGUGGAGCUGGGCCCUGCAGCCAGGAAGAUAGAAAGAGGAGGAGGAAGCCAUCAUUGUGACUAAAAACUCUACUACUUCCUGAAAUCGUCCAACUUACUGUAAACAGGGGACAAACAUGACUCUGUGGACUCAACGGACAACACAGUCAUAACCAAACGAAUAUAUAAACAAAACCAACAACUGCUUUGUCCAGUCGGUCAGUACCAAAGCUAGCCUGGGUGUAUUCGGUGAGAUGAAGCAUUGAGAACGUAAUAGAUAAUCUGACGCGUCUGUUUAUGUCAGUGUCUGUUAAAUGUUUUGUUACAUUACAUCCUCCUGAACAGUCUAAAUCUGUCCUCAGAAAAGGCACUGACUUUGAGGGUCUUUGUCACAAUGUUGUCCUAAAUGGCACCUGAAAGACAAAGUGGACUCCUGUUGGGUAGCAGAAAGUCUACGUUUUAAGUUACAACCUUAUUCUGAAAUUUAAAAAAAAGUAUUCUUUCCCUCAUCAAUCUUCACAUAGUACAGCAUAAUGACAAAACAAAGACAGGUGUUUAGACAUUUUUCUAAUGUUUUGAAA
This is a messenger RNA of Esox lucius (northern pike), 3575 nucleotides long. Its product is annotated as kinesin-like protein KIFC3. The coding region runs from base 272 to 3079 and encodes 935 amino acids. The record is from RefSeq and is a predicted model, not a curated record. NCBI's taxonomy places the organism in Eukaryota, Metazoa, Chordata, Actinopteri, Esociformes, Esocidae. Gene Ontology annotation, molecular function: ATP binding; microtubule motor activity; microtubule binding. The transcript has 20 exons. Gene Ontology annotation, biological process: microtubule-based movement.